Messenger RNA from Uranotaenia lowii, 3675 nucleotides. RefSeq names its product oxysterol-binding protein-related protein 2. Gene Ontology annotation, cellular component: intracellular membrane-bounded organelle; membrane; cytosol. Gene Ontology annotation, molecular function: sterol binding. Bases 433 to 1833 code for a protein of 466 amino acids. The transcript is spliced from 8 exons. The record is from RefSeq and is a predicted model, not a curated record. NCBI's taxonomy places the organism in Eukaryota, Metazoa, Arthropoda, Insecta, Diptera, Culicidae.
GCAAUUAUCCUGUUCAUUCCUUCGCUCGAGUUGGUCGUUAGCGGUUUGAACUUCCUUCGUGUCCCAGAUUCAGUGUGUUUGUUCUGCUAUUUUUGGCUGCUGGAUAGACUCUUACAGACUGUGGAAGGGUUUCUAGUUUGAAGAAAAAAUUCGUUUAAAGAAACAAAACUCGGGUUUCGUGCGUCCGGUGACAGUGAAUAGUUACUCCUAUUUGCGGAGCGGUUUUGAAAAAAGGGUGGAGUGCAAACUACUAUCUGGUGCAAGUUCAAGGGAUUUUUUUACGAUGGCAAACCACUUGAAGGAAACAGGUGUAGCUUGAAUUUCGGAUCGAUACCGGAAGCGAUAAACCGCCACCAGCAGGGAUAUUUGUUUGAGUUGUUGUCAGGAAAAGUCGUUUAACGUUUCUCGCAAAAAGCCCCUACGUUUCCUGCUAUGGCAGAGAGUGUUUCCUAUCAUGAUAAUGGACAGAGUGCAAAUCUCAGAACGUCACUUCCGGUGCCCAUGUUCUCGCGCAAUGACUUCAACAUCUGGUCCGUGCUGAAGAAUUGUAUCGGUAAGGAGCUGAGCAAGAUCACGAUGCCCGUCGUCUUCAACGAGCCGCUGAGCUUCCUGCAGCGGAUGACCGAGUACAUGGAAUACGCAAAGUUGCUGCGGAUAGCAUCGGAACAAGCUGAUCCAGUAGACCGUCUCAAGUAUGUUUCGGCAUUCGCUGUCUCAGCGUUGGCUUCGAACUGGGAACGUUUGGGCAAACCCUUCAAUCCACUUUUGGGGGAAACCUACGAGCUUACACGACCGGAGUUCAGAAUCAUUUGUGAACAGGUUUCCCAUCAUCCACCGAUAUCAGCUUUUCACGCAAGCUCGGACAGCUUCAGCUUCCAUGGAUCGAUUCAUCCGAAGCUGAAGUUUUGGGGCAAGAGUGUCGAGAUCCAGCCGAAGGGAGUGGUCACUGUUGAGUUUCCGAAACUAGGUGAAGCCUACUCCUGGACCAAUGUCAACUGUUGCGUACAUAAUAUCAUCGUCGGCAAGUUGUGGAUCGAGCAGUACGGAAUGAUGGAAGUCACCAGCCAUCAGCACGGACUGAAGGCGAUGCUCAACUUCAAGACGGCCGGAUCGGGUAACAAGGAUCUGCACCGAGUCGAAGGAUACAUAUCGGAUAGGAAUAAGCGGAAAACCCAUUUCCUGUACGGAAAGUGGACCGAGUUUAUCAAAUGCACCGACUACACCUCGUACGAGGAAUACUGCAAGGAGAACGGUUACAAAUUCAAGCGUGCCGACGAACGCUGCAAAAGUCCCAACGAAUCCCCUGGAACCACCCCUCGGAAAGUGUUUUCCAAGCUGAACAGCCUGAAGAUGAGCUCGUUCAAAAGUUUAUCGAUAUCAGAACCGGACGAUCCACCAGAACCCUCCGAUGGGGACAUACCGAAGAGCGAUAGCACCUACUCGAUCGAUAUCCCCAAUUCGGUGCUGCUAUGGGAAGCGGAGGCGCGACCGAGCAAUACAGCAGAAUACUAUCAAUUCACAAACUUUGCCAUGUCCCUGAAUCAAAUGGAGGACCAUAUGAAGCAACCGAGAGCGUUGUGUCCAACGGAUUCGCGACUGCGGCCCGAUAUCCGUAAGCUGGAGCAGGGCGAUAUGGAUGGGGCGGCAGCCGAGAAGACCCGGCUGGAAGAGAAGCAACGGGAAAACCGGAAAAAGAACAAAAAAGGCGAGGAACCCAUUUUUCCGAGGUGGUUCCGGGAAGCAGUAAAUCCUCACACGAAGCUGGACGACUGGCUGUACAAGGGUGGCUACUGGGAGCGAACAGACGACAAGCUGGAUUUGGAAAUUUUCUAAGCACGAUCAUCGAUCGAAGAUCGUUAUAGGCAAAGUUUAGCACCCCACAACAAUGUGUACGCGUUUGCUUGUAGCCAUUAUAGCUGCCGCAAGGACAUGUUUAGUAGAUUGUUCAAGUUACCCUACUUAGAGUUAGUCAAAACCAGAAUGUAAUAGCAGGUUGAUUUUGAAAACUAUCAUGCGCUUCUUAUUUUUUGCAAGAAGCUAGUGAUUUAUAAAGCAUGGGAAAACUGUGGGAGAAGAUUAAUUCGAAUUAGUGCCAACGAGCCAACAUUCGGACAAAUGUGUACUGUAUGAUAAGUUGUAAUGUAUCUGAAAACAGCUAAAUAAAUAAACAUACCUAAAUGUUUUUAGUCUGACCAAAACACAGAACCAUAAAGUAAAAUCAAAUCAGGUUGAUUUGACGUCCUAAAAACUUUGUUAGUUUGUGGACGAUUUUUAAAGGAAAAAAAUAGAAACAAACAAACGUUACAAAUAAGCUGAUGCGAUUAGCAAUAUCACUCAAACCAUUGUUGGCAUCCGUAUAUUUAUAUUUUCAAAGACUUAGGAAAUAGACUCUGAAUUGAAAGAUAAAAAGAAAAACGUCUUUACCAGAUGGAAAAAGGAAAGAAGAAACAACGCAAAACGAGCAGAGCAAAAAAAACUCACAGCAAAGUUUGACAAUAUUAUUUUAAAAACGAAAACUACACUGAUAAAAGCAUAACAUAAAAUUAAAAAAAAAACAUAUUUAGAGAGUUUAAAACCAAAAAUACAAUAACGCGUUACUUGUGUAUAUUAUGACCAUAUUGGAAAAUGUAUCUUCUUCACGUUAGGUUUUAUUAUAGAAAGAUUUUUAUUUGUUUGGUGGGAACGAAGGUUUUAUAAACUUUCCAUAAACCAGUUGUAUAUGUUGUUUUAAGCUUAGUAAAAAAAACUGUUUAGAAUGAUUUACUCUAACACUUCUCAACCUGAUUUGAACUGAAUACAAUCUACCUAAACUGAAACAUAGCCCAAAGAUUGGAAAAUACACUAAAAUGUCUACGCUAAAAAUAUACCAAAACAUUUGUCGAAAUCUCUACGUGCUAUCGUCAUUCUUGGGGUCAAUUAUUUUACACUGAGAAAAAAAGCUUCAAUCAUUGUUGGAUGCGAUGUUUGGAAUAAAAUUCAUUCUAGAGCGAAUGAGCGAUAUUCGAUUCAUCGAUUUAAAGGGAUAAAUAAAUAUUGGUAAAAAAAUCUACAUGAAAAUAUAUAGGUAUUAGAGACUUGAAGAAGGAGAAAACCUAAAUCUUCCAAUGAAGCGAUCGUAUCGAAUUUCAUUUUCGAGCCAUUAUACUGUGUGCUACUGUUAGAAUUAGAAAUGGAAAAAGUACUUGGAUUGAUGUGCUUUCUAAUCAAUAAUAAGACCGGAAUCUUCGCCUGUAAUUCGAAUAGUUUGGUUUGAUUCUUUUCCAAUAUAACUCUUGUUAGAUGUGUCAGUCUAGGUUUCAACAUUUUUGAAAUCAAACAAAAUUUGUCCCUGUUUACGAAUUUUAUCCUUCUAACGUUUUUCAACGUUAGAAUCAAAUCAUGAAUUCAUUUGUUUUUAAUAAGAAAAAAAUCAAACUCUUGAAUUGACUUUCCAAAAUAAAGCAUUCGUUACACAUAAAACCAAAAAAUAAAUCCAACGAUAUUAAAUUAAAUGUUUUAAAACAUCUUUCGACCAGACGAAUCGAAAUUCUAGGAACAAAUGAUCCGUGAAAAAAAUAAAAGCAUUACCUACAUUAAACAGAACAUAUUUGACAUGUAAAAUAGUAACAUCAAACAUAUACGCAAUAGAUGUGUAAUAUUGGAAGAAAACAAAGUGAAUAAAAUUAAUAAAACAUC